This is a messenger RNA of Lethenteron reissneri (Far Eastern brook lamprey), 7232 nucleotides long. RefSeq names its product myosin-11-like. Gene Ontology annotation, cellular component: Golgi apparatus. Lineage: Eukaryota; Metazoa; Chordata; Hyperoartia; Petromyzontiformes; Petromyzontidae. The record is from RefSeq and is a predicted model, not a curated record.
GCUGCCGCAGUUGAAAGCGGCCUCGGCUUUCGCGCUCCGGAUUCGCGUGUCAAAUACGGACGCUAAAUAUGUUGCGUCGCUUUAGAACGGAUGGAUAAAUGAAGGUUGCCGACGCCGCUGCUUGUUGUUGUCGUCUCUGCAAAUUGCAACAUUCGGAUUAUAAAACUUAGCGCCCUUCGCCCGCACCCCGCUUGGGUUCGCGACCGUUGCGGGCGGCCUUCGCGUAGGCUUCGGCUACGAAAUCUAGGCGACUCGGGUGGGGGUUUCGUACUGUGUUGAAGUCUGCAUCGACGUUUAAUCGAUUGAUUAAAACAUUUUAAAGUACCGUUUUACUCACUCGUAAACGUCCAGUUGGGUUGUCAUAAUGCGUUUUCAUUUUGGUUUAAUAACGUUACGUUUAAAAUUCGUUGAAUGUUGAUAAUGGUCGCGCGAAGGAGUGUUUGUACUUGCCCUGUAACGGGAAUGUGGAAUGGUCACCUUUGGCUCAGGGCUGUACAAAUAAAUGAUUGGGCUCCGUGGCGAGCUUGGCUGAUGGCAGUGCUCUCUACCCUGGCACCUGAGCAGUAACUGGAAGUAGCUCAAAACCAGAAAAGGUUGGUGUUUCUCUAUCUGGCAGGACACCUGUCACCCAGCACUAUGGAGGUUGUAUUGGUGAACCAUGCCGAGAUGGAAUCUAUUGAGAGGGUCAACGGGGAUCUAUUCGCUGAUCGUCUUCUGCAAAGCGAUCUGCUGGUUUCUCAGCUCAGGGCUGCAGUGCAGGAGAGGGAGUCUCUUCUGCAGCAGAAAGAGACACAGUUGCAGCAGGAGGAGGCAAAGACCCACGAGGCUAAGAUGUCCAAGGUGAAGCUGCAGGCAAGAGCCAAGCUGUCUGCCCGCAUGGAGAACUCGAGACGCUUGAAAAGCAGCGAUUCCUCAGAUGAGGCUGAGUGCCGGGCGAGCGAUCAGGGGAGCGUGAAACGGGGGAAGCUGCUACUGCUGCGACAUCGUGUUGCCGAGCUCGAGGCAGCGUUGGCCAAGGAGAAACAGAAACAACAACAGCAGCAGGAUGAGCAGGGCAGCAAGGCGAGUGGUGCAGUGCAGGAGCUGCAGCACCAGGUGCAGGCCCUGCAGGAGGCCCUCUGUGAAAAGGAUGAGCUCAUCCAGGGCCGCAUGUGCAUCAUUGAGCUCUUGCAGGAUCAGCUGGGCGAGAUGUCUGCUGCCGUGGGGAGCGAGGGGGACCCACUCGGCCUCCGACAGAGCAACAAUCAGCUCCGGCAGAAGGUGCUGGCAUUAGAGACUGCGCUGCAGCACCGAGAGGAGAGGCACCAGCAGGAGGUGUUCACCCUAACGGCACGGAACGACGCUACCGAAGACUUCCAGCAGCUGCUCAAGUCUCUGAAGCAGAACCUGCACGAGAAGGAGGAGGUGCUGGCGGCGCGCACACACGUGGUGGAGAUCCUGCAGGCCGAGUUGGAUCAACGAGACGCGACCAUCGUGGACCUGCAGGAGAGUGGACGUCGUGCCCUUGAGCAGCAACGCAUCUCGCUGUCCCACCAAGAAGCCAAGAAGCUCAUGCUCACUGCCUGCCUCCAAAACUCCAUUGACCAGCAAAUUCAGCCGAAUGAUUCUUGCGAUCGCCACCCUGCGUCAGGCGAAGGUGUUGUAGACACCGAGCUGCUACAGCCGUGCCCACCAUCACUCGAACAAGAGGCGUUGUUGCAGAGGAUUCAGGAGCUGGAAGUUGGGCUGCGGGAACGGGAGGAGGAGGCUGCCAAGUCUGAGGCGCGGUUCCUGCAGACCAAGGCAUGGUCCAAAACUCGCAUUCGGCAGCUGGAGGAUGAGCUACGCAGCCUCAGGAGUGGCUCGGCUGUGGAGCUGCCGUCUCUGAGGUCCCGGGUCUCUGAGCUGGAGGAGGAGCUGUCCCGCUACACGCAUGUGCACGCCCACAACGAGGAGCUUGCAUCACGGCUGCACGUGUUUGAGCAGCUGGAGCGCGUGAUGCAGUUGGACCUUGAGCAAGCGGUGCUGCACAACUCGGCGAAGGAUGGCGAGAAGGAUGUCCAUCGUGUCAUCUCGCAGGACUCGGUGGUCAGUGGAACCAUGGAAGAGAGAGAGGGACUGAUUGAAGAUGACUGGCUGUUUCCGGGGUACUCUGAGCAUCCAUCCUUUGUUGGGGGAGCAUCUGGGGCGGGCAAAGGACAAGCCCCUCGCAGCCUCCUGAGGGCAGAAGAUGAGCCUGGAGGGCAGCUAGCCAAUGAUGGCAGACUUGCUGCAACACGUGAAGCAAGAAGUUUGCAGUCCAAGAAAGCGUCUCCUCUGGGAGAGGGCGAGAGUUUGGCUGACCUGUGGGAUGAUUACAGUGUGGAUCAUGCAGUGUCCAUUCCCUCCCAGGGGCAUGUGCCCAGUCCUGAAUACCCCUUGAUGUGUGACACCUCCGCUGUUCGAGGUCUUCGCUCCGUGGUGGGAGACCUUGAGCUGGAGAGGAACCAACUCCAGCAGCAGAUCCAGGAGCUGGAGGAGCAGCUCGAGGAGAUGGACACACGGCAAAGUCUACAAGUCCGUACCAACGGACUGCAGGCGGAGGUCGAGCGUUUGAAGAGCCAGCUGAGCCAGCUGCAGAACGAGAAGAGCCAAGACGAAGAGAGCCACCACUCCGCCAUGAGCAACCUGUGCGACCGCAUCUCAGUCCUGGUGGAGGAGAACGCUCGCCUUGAGGGGGCCCUGCAGGAGAAGGAACGUGCCCUGAACUCUCAGUCUGCCCAUGCGGCUCGGUUUCAGGCCACGGAGGCUUCGCUCGCCGAGGCAGUCACCGCCCUCUCCACGCUCUCCGCCAAGUUGAGUACAGCCGAGAUGCAGCUGCAGGAAGCGGCGGUGAAGAGGAGCGCCAGCGAGGCAGAGUGCUCCGAGCUGCGGGUGGCCAUUGACGACUGCAACAAGCAGCUGGCGUUGAAAACAACCAAGCUUCAGCUACUGGAGGAGCAGGAGAACAGUGCGCGUGCAGAAUCGGAGCAUCUGGCUGAGGAACUGGAGCGACUCAACCUCUCAUUCAUGGAGGAGCGAGCCCAUCUCAUUGCCACGCUACAGGAGCGUGAGCGCGAGGCCGACCGCCUGCAAGAGGCCGAGGCGGAGGCGUUCACUUGCCAGGGCGAUGUGACGGAGCCAUCGGAGCGAAUCGAUCGAUUCCCCGAAUCCCGCCCACUCGCCCACACCCGCCACUCCCAGGCCAAGCGGCUCCUCUGGGAUGAGACGAGCGCUGGCCUUGAGCGCCAACUGGGAGAAGCCAGGGAGAUGCUGGCAGCAGCCGUGGAGGAGGCAAGCAAGGUCAAGGCAGAGGGCAUACGUCUAGAGGGAAAGGUGACGGUGGAGGUGGAAAGGGGCAGAAAGACCUAUGAACAGCUGCAAAAGACAUCGGCCACUCUCCAGGAAAAGGAACGGGAGAUCGUGACGAUGCAAACAGAAUACCUGGCAAAAGAGCGAGAGAUUUCGAUGUUAAAAACGGAGUGUGCAUUCAAGGAGCAAGAUAUCGGGAUACUCAAAGCCAAGCACCAGGACAAAGAGGAAGAGAUUGUGAUGAUGCACAUGAAGCACCAGGACAUGGAGCAAGAGAUCAUGAUGUUAAGAUUGAAAUGGGAGGAAAACGAGCGAAUGAUUGCAUCGCGAGAUGUAGAGCACCUAGACAUGGAGCGAGAAAUCGUGAAGCUAAAAACGGAACACAGGACCAAGGAGCAAGAACUCGCGAUGCUAAAAGCAGAACGUGAAGACAAAGAGCGUGAGAUUGUGGCAAUGCACGCAAAACACAGAGACAGUGAGCGAGUGAUUGCCAUGAUAAAUGCGGAAGGCCAGAAUACGGAACUAAAGAUUGCGGUACUAAAAGCACAAGGUGAGGACCAGAAACGAGAGAUCGCAACACUAAAUGUGCAACUUCAGAACACGGAACGAGAGAUGGCAUCACUGAAGCAAGAGAUUGUGACGUUAAGCACUCGGCACCAGGACAAGGAGCGGGAAAUCGCGACACUGAAUACGCAGCGUCAAGACAAGGAGCAAGACAUUGCGAAGUUACAUUUGGAAUGGAGGCACAGAGAACAAGAAAUCAAGAUGCUGAAUGUGAAAUGUCAAGACCGGGAUCGAGAGAUAGCGACCCUGCAUGCACUGCAUCAAGAAAAGGACCGCAAAAUGUCUACACUUCUGCUGAAUGCUGAGAUCAGUGCAGCAGCCCUCGCGCAGAAAGACACCGAGCUGAGGGAGCUUACCGACACCGCAUCCUUGCAGCGCAAAGCGGCACUUGCAAGAGCAUCCCAGCUCCAGUCUCGCUUGGCAGCAACGGAGAGCAUGAUCAGAGAUCAAGAGGCACAGGUGUCGAGUUCGCUGACGACCGCUGAGAGACGCAGGGAGGAGGCGGAGAGGGCCGAGUUGCGUGCGGCGCUGGCGCGGCAGGCGGAGGAUGGCGAUGGAGAACGCGCGGCACUUGGGGCUCAGGUGCAAGGUCUGCAACGCAACCUGCAGGAGGCACAAGGCCGUUACGAGCAGCUGAGAGUGCACGCGCUGGCCCUGCAGCAGCAGCUUGCGCUGCUUGCCAAUCGGCCGUGCUCCCAGGGGGAAAGUCAAUAUGAAGAUGUAGGUCCUCCUGGAGCUCCUCGCCACAAGCCUUCUCUGCCAUCCGAGCCUUCGCCUGGCCUCCAUCGCCUCGGAGAAGCCAGGACUGCAGGGGUGUUUGGACUUCCCUCCGCAGACCACCAGCACACUGUGGUAGUUGACUGGGAAGGAGGUGAUGCAGACGAUGGUGCUGACUGCAUUGGAGAGCGCGGGCAAUGGGGAGAUGAGGCAGAAUCGCUGGUUUAUGAUCCACGGCACCACCCACUGACCCGGCAGGUCCGGCGAUUGGGGUUCUGUGUGCGGCACUGGCUACGCGGGAGAGCUCGCUACUGCUCAGCCCACGCUCACUCCCGCAAGAGCUUCGUCGCCGCUCUCUACCUCCUCGCCAUGCACCUCCUGCUCGUCUACCUCCUUGUUUGGUGAUGCUCUCACUACCGCUGCUGCCGCCGCCCUCAGGAAGAUUCGUGGAAAUUGACUUUGCAGUGCACAGGCAGUGUGAAGCCCAUUCGCUACAGGAAGAAAACGGCAGAGCGACGGACCGAGUUCUCUACGGAAAAGGGGCAAUGCCUUUUAAGCGAAGGUCAAUGUCACAUUAAACUAUUUUAUUUACCAGGAAAGGCCUACUGAGCUAUUAGCCCCUUUUUCAGAAGCAGCCAGACCACAAAUGAUAGCUCAACAAAGUGGCUUAUCAUGUGGAAAUUUAUAUCAGGCAAAUAAUCAAAAGGCAUGUUUCUAAAUGUGGAGGAAAAAACGGGAAAACCCAGAGAAAAAUCCACACAACCACGGGGAGAACAUGCAAACGCCAUAUAUACAGGUGUCAGGGUGAGGAUCAAACCCACGACCUCCUGCAUACUAGGGAGAUAGCAUCUCGUCAUAGCGAUUUUAACCGUUAACAAACCAGCUGUUGUGGUCCAUAGGAUAAUUAUACCCCAACGAUGCACUAAAGUCUAAAGUUAGGGUUAGGGUCUAACAUUUUUCUUCAGGGGCUUUAGAAGAUGAUGUACAUAGGAUGUGAGUUUUGAUAAAUCGUAUGCAUUACAUGCUGAGUGGUGAAUUUCUUGAAUAUAGAUGUUUUGGGGGAGUUUAAUAAUACAGCUGUUCGAGCAAGUGAGAUAACAAACACUCAUUGAUGAGAAAUGGCACCAAAAAUUCGUGUUGAAAAUUUCUUGACAAUUCUGAAAAAUAUUAAGAGACGUUUCAGACUUUAGGACGAUCAAACUGCCAGCAGAUCUUUCAUCAAUCUCGACCCCAUUGGCAUCUCUGUCAGCAGUAUGACCGCAAGUUCUACUGUGCACAAAGUUUACUAGUUUUGUAGCUGGAGGCAACUUCACUCAAACGAAUGAGAAUUAACUGGCCUCUAAUGGUUCCAGUCAAAGACUGUCUGGCUCUUUAUUUAAAGGUAUUAACAAAGCUGGCCAAAUGAGCUUGAAAUGUUGAUAUUUCCACUGACAUGACUGCACUCUAACGCUACAGUACACUGGAUAUUAAACCAGCCUUCGCAUUAAAUUAUAUCUUAAUACUGAUAGUCAUUGACGAUGAAGCCAAAUUUAAUAAAGUUUGGCUCGUCGAAUAAAUACGAGUGGUUUUAUUAUGGAGUAUGGAAUCCCACUAGCUUGUAUAUACUGUACAUGGCCCGCGUGCUGCUUGUGUGACAAGCGUUCUUAAAUGAUUAUUUAUAUGUUAUAGAGUAGCGCUGGUGUAAUUAGCUAUUGGCCUAUUUUCAAUUUAACCGUUGCGUUUUUCAUGACGAUUGUCUUGCAUAAAAACUGCGGUGGCGCAACUCGGACAGAAGAAUGGACGAAGAAAAUUGCUAAAAAAAACUGACUUCAAAAUAGUACUCAACAAAUAUGCAAAUGACUCAGGACUUGAGGCACAUUAAAUGAUAUCUGUUGAUAUGAAACCAUUGUGUAAUUAAGCACAGGGCAUUAAGCAAGCUCUGUGUGUGUGUGUGUGUAACAAAGUAAUAUUUAAACGGUGUGAAUAAUUUAACCUUGAUUUUAUAAGGGCCACAGCCAUGUGUAGUGUAGCAGUGGUGUGUGUAGCACGGGAUUGGCAGUAGGGGUGUGACGAUGCGUCAAUUCGUUGGUGAAUAUUGAUAUUUGUGUUAAGCCGAUGGUGCAUGCAUCAAACCCACGUGUGUAAAAAUCUGAUGUUUUUGUAGGUGUGGUGUUUGUAAUGUGCUUGUGACCCAUGCGUCCACCAGUGGCCAGGUAAUUCACAGCGAUGGAUUUUAUAUAUUUUUUAUUGAAUGUCAUUGUAAACCCAAAUCGUGCCACAAUUACUGAAUCGCGAGGGAAGGUGAAUCGUUACCCCCCCCCCCCCCCCGCUAAUGCCACAAUUUACCGUGCAUGACAAUUACAGCUGGCCCUGCUGUAAGAGACUGCACAUUUAGGAGAGUGGCGAGGGUGGAGAACAUUAACAAAAUUGUGUUGUAAUAUUUCAUAAAAUACCAAAUCCCUUGCGCUCAAAGUGUUCACAACCACCAUAAAAGUAUGCAACUGCAAAUAACUACUUGAAUAUUUUUUAGACAAUUGUUUUUAUUAAUGCUCAUACUGAAAUAUUUAUUUUAGAUAUACAUUGAAAUUGUUUUUCACUUUAUUUUACAUGGAGAUGUGUGUGUAAUCAAGUGCAAUUAAAUGAUCCAGCUGCGAUGAAGCAGG